AUGGGCUGUUUCCACUCUAAAGUAGGAGAUAAAUAUCAAGGGCAGGAGGACGCAAUGACUCUUGCAUCACAGACAACUUUCAGCGUCAGUGAGGUUGAAGCACUAUUUGAGCUUUUUAAGAGCAUCAGCAGGUCCGUCAUCGAUGAUGGACUAAUAAGCAAGGAAGAGUUUCAAUUGGCAAUUUUCAACAAUAGGAAAAAGGAGAAUCUCUUCACAAGUCGGAUCUUUGAUCUAUUUGAUGUUAAGAGGAAGGGAGUCAUUGACUUUGGUGACUUCGUCAGAGCACUAAAUGUCUUCCACCCAAAUGCACCUGAAGAUGUCAAGAUAGAUUUUUCAUUUAGGAUCUAUGAUUUGGACAAUACAGGAUUUAUUGAGCGCCAUGAGGUCAAACAAAUGAUAAAUGCACUUCUUUGUGAGUCUGAAAUUAAGUUGACAGAUGAGAUCAUAGAAACAAUCAUUCAGAAGACUUUCUUGGCUGCUGACCCUAACCAAGAUGGGAAAAUAGACAAAUUGGAAUGGCAAAACUUUGUGUCUCAAAAUCCCUCACUGCUAAAAAUCAUGACACUACCCUACCUGAGGGACAUAACGACAACUUUCCCAAGUUUUGUGUUUAACUCGAAGGUGGAAGACGACAUUGAGGUUUGA
Molecule: messenger RNA, 645 nt
Organism: Gastrolobium bilobum
Lineage: Eukaryota; Viridiplantae; Streptophyta; Magnoliopsida; Fabales; Fabaceae
Product: calcineurin B-like protein 1
Exons: 8
Coding region: 1-645 (214 amino acids)
Biological process (GO): calcium-mediated signaling
Molecular function (GO): calcium ion binding; kinase binding
Source: RefSeq, a predicted model, not a curated record